Messenger RNA from Perca flavescens (yellow perch), 2093 nucleotides. RefSeq names its product lipase, member Ia (gene lipia). NCBI's taxonomy places the organism in Eukaryota, Metazoa, Chordata, Actinopteri, Perciformes, Percidae. The transcript is spliced from 11 exons. Gene Ontology annotation, biological process: lipid catabolic process. The record is from RefSeq and is a predicted model, not a curated record. Gene Ontology annotation, molecular function: glycerophospholipase activity. The coding region runs from base 247 to 1602 and encodes 451 amino acids.
CAGGUGUGACUUCACAAGAAUGUUUCACCUGUGGACACAAUGACCUAGGACAAGGGGUGUGGUUAUCCUGGAAGAAUGCAAGGCGGGAGUAGUACUGCUUUGCUGUUCCUCCUCUCACUUCCUGAAGUGAACGCUGUCCAAAUAUGUGGAGAUACAAACAGACCUGUAAGGUUCUGGACCUUUGAUUCACCAGACCAGGAAAUAUUAUCCUACGGCAAAGAUCAUUCACACGUGCUGGUAUAAAGCAUGUUCCUGUGGCAAUAUCUGACACUGCUCCUGCUGACGACUGUUCAAAUAUACAAAGCUCAGAGAUGUGAAGAAUUUACAGAUCUAGAUCUCAGUCACGCAAUCACUGGAACCAGCCUCAAAAUUAGGUUGUUGCUGUACACCAGGGAUAAUGCCACCUGUGGUACACUCGUGUCCCACACGGACCUGUCUGCCCAUCCCCAGUUUAACUUGUCCAAACCAACCACCUUCAUCAUUCAUGGCUAUCGGCCUACGGGAUCUCCACCUGCGUGGUUGCAGCAGAUCUCGAAGCUGCUGAUGGCCAGGGAAGACGUUAAUGUCAUAGUGGUGGACUGGAACCACGGAGCUGCUAAUGUGAAUUAUUUAAAGGCCGUGGAGAACACAUACAACGCAGCCAAGAACCUCACUGCUUUCAUUACAAUGCUGCAGGAACAUGGUGCCUCUCUGAGCUCCAUCCACAUAAUCGGAAUCAGUCUUGGGGCUCAUAUGUCAGGCUUAAUAGGUGCUAACCUGAAUGGGUCUCUUGGAAGAAUUACAGCUCUGGAUCCAGCUGGGCCUAAAUUCACUGGCACUCCUCCAGAGCGCAGACUGGACCCCACAGACGCCCAGUUUGUGGAUGUCCUGCACACAGACAUAGAUGCUUUUGGCUUUAGGGAACCUCUGGGUCACAUCGAUUUCUAUGCUAAUGGUGGAACAGACCAACCCGGCUGCCCAAAGACCAUCUUUUCUGGAGGAGCCUAUUUUAAAUGCGACCACCAGAGAUCAGUGUUCCUCUUCCUUGACUCUGUGAAUAGGACGUGUGUCAGCAAGGCCUUCCCCUGCUCCUCCUACAAAGACUUUCUGGAUGGUAACUGCUUGAACUGUGACCACUUUGGUCCUGCUGGAUGUCCUGUCUUUGGUUAUGAUGUCAUCAAGUGGAAAGAGGUCCUGUUGAAGCUGGGCCAGACAAAAACUUACUUCACCACAAAUGCAGAUUCUCCGUUCUGCAUGACAAACUACAGGUUGGAGGUGAUGAUAUGGAACAAGGAUGUACGCUGGGGCUACAUGACUGUUAAACUUCACGGUAAUGGUAAAGAAGCAGUGGCAACCAUUGACCAUACAGCAUCCAAGUUCAAGAAGUACACAGAGACCAAUUUGUUUGCCCAGUUUGACAAAGACAUUCAGUCAGUGGAAAAGGUGUCUCUCAAAUUCUCCACUGGGAAUGUAUUCAAGCCCAAAUAUAAGCUCCGUGUUCUCCGCAUCCGUCUAAGACAUCUGGAACGCAAGGAGAGGCCUCUCUGUCGAUAUGACAUCCUUCUCGAGGAGAACAAAGAGGUUACCUUCAGGCCAAUUUCCUGUGAAGAAUCCAAUUUCUGAAACAAAAUCGGACUCCGCUUCAAAAGAUUCAAACAUACUGGAAGAGAUUCAGCCGUCUCUUCAGUUUCUCAACGAUUGUACAGGAAAGCAGGGGCGUAGCACACAAUUCUGGGCCCUGUAGAAAGGUAUUCUCCAUUGGCCCCCUCUCUGCAUCCACAGCUAUUCAUUCUAGCAUCUUUUUGGGCCCUCCACACAUGAGGGCCCUGGGUACUCAGUCCCCUUUCCACCCCCAGUCCGAUAACCCUGCAGGAAAGCAAUAAGGACUCAAAGAUAGCAUAUCAAAAGUGCUAACCUGGCUGUUUAGUGAUCAUUUGUGAUCUAAAAAUGAUAUGUGAUAUAAUAUAUAUCAUAUAUGGGUAUAUGGGUUUUUAAGAGAAAAUAUGUUUUUUGUAAGAAGAAUAUUGGCUGAAAAGGGAAUUUAUAUGCAAUUCACUUGUAGGAUGAAUUAGAAUUUUUGUUCAUCAAUUGAAAAUAAAUGUAUCUCAUAAUGA